UAGAACUUUUUUAGUAAACUGCUUUUCUCGGGUAUCUGACACUGAAAUAAAAGUUUAAUAAUUUAAAAAUUUUCUGUAGUUCAUCAGACUGGACUCAUAGUGCCGCUGUUGGUCAAUCUGUCAGUUUAUAGAGCAGAUCUGCUGCAGUUCCACCCCCAUCAUCUCCAUAUUAUUAGAGAGAGAGACAGAAGCUGAGAGCGCAGUCUGAAGAGGAGAGAGAAGGACAAUCACGGAGAUACUGUAUUUAAUACAAUUCUCUUGGAUUACAGACUUUUCUUGUUCUUUUCACUUUGGAUAUAUUCAUGAUCUCCUCCAGCAUUUUGGAUUGAUUUCUUUGCUUUCUGUCUUAAUCUUCAUCCCGUGAUCUUCUGCAAAAUGUCGGACAGAACAAUGGCGCGGCAAGUACUGCUGUUUAUUUGGUUUCUCUCUCUCAGUUCAGCUCUCGGGCAGGUCAGUUACUCCAUUCCUGAAGAAAUGGCGAAAGGCUCUUUAGUCGGGAACAUAGCGCAGGAUUUGGGUUUAGAUUUAAAGAGACUGAAAUCGGGUAAAGCGCGUAUUUAUACAGGAGACAGCGCUGAAUACAUCGAGCUGAAUAAAGAAAGAGGAGUCCUCCUUAUCAAAGAGAGAAUAGACCGAGAGGCGCUAUGCGGACAGACAACGCCUUGCGCGCUGCAUUUACAGAUUAUUCUGGAAAACCCGAUGGAAUUUUAUUCGAUCACAGUAGAGAUUACAGAUAUCAACGAUAAUGCGCCAGUCUUUAAAAACAAUGAAAUUAAGUUUGACAUAAAUGAAAUGGCAAAAACGGGGGCUCGGUUUGUCUUAGAGAGAGCGAAUGAUCUAGAUGUUGGCCUCAAUAAUCUUCAAGAUUACACUCUUAGUACGAACGAUUUUUUUACUUUAAAACUGCACAAUCAACCUGAUGGUGAAAAAGCUGUCGAAAUGAUAUUACAGAAGCCAUUGGAUAGAGAGAAGCAAGAUCAUAUCACACUUUUAAUGACAGCAAAGGAUGGUGGAGAUCCGCAUUUGACAGGAACAAUGCAGAUACAAAUUACAGUUCUUGACGCCAACGACAAUGAACCCGUUUGCGGUCAAGCAGCAUAUAGAGCGAGUAUAGCAGAGAAUGCACCAUCGGGCACUGUUUUAACCACAGUCAGUGCUUCUGAUGCUGAUCUGGGCUCUAAUGGCAUGGUUAAAUUUUCCAUUUCUUCUGAUGGUGCACAUGAUUUGUUUAAGGUAGACGAAACCACUGGAGUCGUGAUAUUAGUUGGUAAAGUGGAUUAUGAAAAAAACAAAGUUUAUCGAAUUGAUGUCCAAGCAAAAGACCAAGGUGGACAUUCGGAUUCUUGUAAAGUUAUUAUCGACGUCACUGACGUUAAUGAUAACACACCUGCAAUAAACAUUAUGUCGAGAACUAAUAGUGUAUCUGAAGAUUCUAAACAUGGAACUGUUGUGGCAAUAUUAACUGUCCAAGACCUCGACACCAGUGAAAAUGGAAAGAUUACGUGCACAAUUUGAUAAAGACAUUCCUUUUAUGCUAAAAUCAACAGGGAAUAAUUUCUUCAGUCUAGUGACAGACGGUGAUUUAGAUCGAGAGAGAGAGUCUGAGUAUAA
Messenger RNA from Pimephales promelas (fathead minnow), 1611 nucleotides. Lineage: Eukaryota; Metazoa; Chordata; Actinopteri; Cypriniformes; Leuciscidae. The record is from RefSeq and is a predicted model, not a curated record.